UCGUGCUGGCAGCUUCCCAGGCUAUGCGCUCUCCAGCAGACAACGAUUGCAAUAAAAAUAUGCAUCAUAAAAUAUACCUUUUAUGACAUUCCUGAAUAUAUGUCUGCAUAGUAAUAUAUACAUGUCGUCGGAUUCUGUAGAAGAGUGGCAGGUGGUUCGACGGGGAAAAGGUGCAUCAAGGAAAUUUCGAUCUCGCCAACAAGUCCCCUCUGUAUGUCUUCAGGAGCAGCUGGAUGUUGAGAAACUUGUCAGACGGAUCCGAGAUACAGUGUCUGAGCUGAGAGCUGAAGAGUUUUGGCAACAGUGGAAAAAUCAGCUUCUAGUUUCAACAUCCCCAUCAAGACCUUCAGACAGUGUAAAGACUGAAGGCCAGGAGGACGGGGACACAGAGGCGACAGGAGGCCAGCAGCUGGAGUGUGUGUGCUAUGGCCUUGGCUGCUUUUCUUCGUGUGUCUCAGCCCGCUACCAGCUUGCCAUGUUGCUGCUGCUACUGGAUGCAGGACAUAUUCCCUUGAAGGAUUGCUCUCUUUAUGAUCCUGCAUUCUCUGUCGCAGAAAAGGACAUUUUAAGAGAGCUGGGGUUGACUGUGCUCACAGAAAAUGAGGAGGGGAAGCGCCUGGCCUCUAAGCCCACCAUAUUUUAUCUAAUGCACUGUGGGAAAGCCCUUUACAACAAUCUGCUGUGGCAGAACUGGAACCCACACUGUUUGUCUCUGGUUGCGAUCAUCGGAAACUGCUUCAGCGGCAUCAGAGAGAGGACCAUCGAGAGGGAAUUGAAGCGGGAUUACAGCUACAUCUGCAAAGCUGUGGAUUUGUGUGAAGAGAGACUUCUGCCUUGUCCUUCCCGUCUGAUAGACAUCUUCAGUGAUACAGCAAUUAUCACUUUUCCUUCAGACCGACUUAACAAACUCCCCUCAUCUACUUGGGCGGACUCACCUGAACCACAAUACCAACAUUGCUCAGAUUUAGAAAUUAUACUGAAACAAACACCUGUCUUAGACUCUCCAGAGACAGGUCUUAGCUAACAAUGGAUGUAUUUUGAAGCCUAACAUUUACACACCUUUUUAAAAAAAUAAAUGCUCAAUCUGACAGAUCAGCAUCAUCGUAAGUUUGUUUUGAGGCUUUCUGGGAGAAGAAAGAAAAAUAUUUAGUUAAGGUUUGGUUUCAUUUAGCAGUUAUUACUCUCAUUGGAUUAGUUUAUGACUGUUAUUUUGAGUGUUUAUUAUUAACUACUUUCAUAUUUUUGAAUGUUUCUUUUUCUUGAACUGCAGUAGCAUUACCAAAAAGAUUAUUUCCGUUCUGUGAAGUUCUGACAACCAAUAUUUUCUGCAAAAGCUAACUUGAAAGGAACUGUGUUCGAAAUGUCAGAUAUGUAAGAUGCAAAUUUUGACAAAUAUUAACAUCGCUACUAGUACGUCUAGAACUAGUGCAUCUAAUUAAACUAAUUUAAAAGGUAAUUGCUAAAUACUGAAGACCAUUUUGAGGUAUUACUUUUUCUAACUGUUGCAGUAUACUUACCACUUAACAUGCUUACCAAGACAUCUGAGAGUUGGCACCAAGGUUAUUUACAGGUUCUGUAAAUAACCAAGUAAAAUUCACUGCGAGUGAAUUUUACUUGGGUAACUUCCUAUAAAAGUUAGUCACCAUCUUAAAGAAUUUCUACCUGUUGCUAAUAUAUUUUGACUAUAGAAUGAUGGAUAUUGUCUCAUAAUUUUUCCCAGAUUUGUGGGCAGCUGCAAUUCAUGUUGUCUGUCCUUGUUAACAUCAUCUGAACAGACACCUGUGUUUAUUGUUCACAAUCACUUCAUAGAGUUCCAUUAAAAGAAACACUUGACUUCA
Molecule: messenger RNA, 1838 nt
Organism: Poeciliopsis prolifica (blackstripe livebearer)
Lineage: Eukaryota; Metazoa; Chordata; Actinopteri; Cyprinodontiformes; Poeciliidae
Gene: srrd
Product: SRR1 domain containing
Exons: 6
Coding region: 83-1024 (313 amino acids)
Biological process (GO): microtubule-based process
Cellular component (GO): nucleus; cytoplasm
Source: RefSeq, a predicted model, not a curated record